Molecule: messenger RNA, 516 nt
Organism: Morchella sextelata
Lineage: Eukaryota; Fungi; Ascomycota; Pezizomycetes; Pezizales; Morchellaceae
Exons: 1
Coding region: 1-516 (171 amino acids)
Source: RefSeq, a predicted model, not a curated record
AUGUUUCUUGCGACCCACGUGCCCUUACCGCUCCCUUCGGCAACAACAUCUCUCUCGGAAUCCGACGUAUCGCCAGUAACGACAGCCGCUCUUGCCAAUUUCGACGCUAUACUACGUCGCGCACUAGGCGGGUCGCCGUUCGGGGGAAGUACGGGUUCGUCACCAGAAUCAUCCUCAGACAACCUGUUUGCCAUUGCUAUGCUACUCAUAUUCUUCCUUGGCUUCUUCCUGGUCUGCUUGGCGGUCAAGCUUGUCCUUGGGAUCUGUCUCCUCACGUUUGCGCGCAAACGCUACAAGGGUAUGAAGGAGCGUGCGGGAAUGAACUUUAUGACUGGGGCGAGGAAGGUUGGUGGUUUUGGACUUAUCGAUGUUUCGGAUGAUCAGAAGAAGUGGAUCUAUGCGGAUGACCCGGCGGGCGAGAGGGCGAUGAAGGAGAGAGAGAGUCGACCGCUACCUAGGGAGAUCAACCUAGAUGAUGUGAAGAGGUAUAGUAUGGCUGCUAAGAGGAUAUGGUAG